Molecule: messenger RNA, 804 nt
Organism: Microdochium trichocladiopsis
Lineage: Eukaryota; Fungi; Ascomycota; Sordariomycetes; Xylariales; Microdochiaceae
Product: glycosyl hydrolase family 61-domain-containing protein
Exons: 1
Source: RefSeq, a predicted model, not a curated record
AUGAAGUUUUCUGCCGCCCUCGUCGCCGCCCUCGUGCCCUCGGUCUACGGACACUACUUCUGGAACAAGCUCAUCGUCAAUGGCACCGAGACUGGCGACAUGGAGUUUGUCCGCCGGACGACCCGCCCCCUCCCCUGGAACCCCAUCAAGUGGAAGAACCCGCUCGAGAACUCGACCCCAGACCUCGACGACAUCCGAUGCAACCAGGGUUCCUUCAGCUCCGCCGGGUCCACUGGUGUCAAGGAGGUCGCCGCGGGCUCCAACGUGGGCUUCAAGCUCGCCGUCGGCACGUCAGCGGGGCACCCGGGCCCGGCCUUGGCGUACAUCUCGAAAGCCCCCGGCUCCGUCAAGGAGUACCGCGGAGACGGCCCCUGGAUCAAGAUCUGGGAGACGGGCGUGUGCAACACGGCUGCCGACUUCAAGACGGACGCCUGGUGCACCUGGGGCAAGGACACAGUGACCUUUGACCUGCCCAAGGACCUGCUGAAUGGCGAGUACCUGCUGCGCAUCGAGCACAUCGGCCUCCACGGCGCACACGACGAGCAGGCAGAGUUCUACCCGGCCUGCGCGCAGAUCAAGGUCACGGGCGGCUCCGACACUGGCGACCUCGGUCCCGGCAUCCUGCUUCCCGGAGGCUACAAGCGGACCGACCCGUCGUUCAACUUCGGCAUCUACAACGGCUACAAGCCGUACCCCUUCCCCGGCGGACCGAUGUACAAGGGCAUCCAGGGUGGUAGCGGCAAUGAUACGUCUGCAGCUCCCGUCCCUGCCCCUACUUCCACUUCCACUUCCGCUGCUGGUGCC